This is a messenger RNA of Rhinolophus ferrumequinum (greater horseshoe bat), 3865 nucleotides long. It is a transcript of the gene FHOD1, whose product is annotated as formin homology 2 domain containing 1. The record is from RefSeq and is a predicted model, not a curated record. The transcript has 24 exons. Gene Ontology annotation, biological process: cortical actin cytoskeleton organization; actin filament network formation. Gene Ontology annotation, cellular component: cytoplasm; cytoskeleton. Gene Ontology annotation, molecular function: actin filament binding. Lineage: Eukaryota; Metazoa; Chordata; Mammalia; Chiroptera; Rhinolophidae. The coding region runs from base 87 to 3617 and encodes 1176 amino acids.
CGGCCCGUCCCAGACAGCACAGCUAGGAGACUGCGGCUGGUCCGGGACCCAUCCGGAGGCGCGCAGCGCGAGCCAGUAGCAGAGCCAUGGCGGGCGGGGAAGACCGCGGGGACGGGGAGCCGGUAUCAGUGGUGACCGUUCGGGUGCAGUACCUAGAGGACAGCGACCCUUUCGCAUGUGCCAACUUCCCGGAGCCUCGCCGGGCCCCCACCUGCAGCCUGGACGGGGCGCUGCCCCUGGGCGCACAGAUACCCGCGCUGCACCGCCUGCUGGGAGCGCCGCUCAAGCUAGAGGACUGUGCCCUGCAAGUGUCUCCCUCUGGGUACUACCUGGACCCUGACCUGUCCCUGGAAGAGCAGCGGGAGAUGCUGGAAGGCUUCUACGAAGAGAUCAGCAAAGGGCGGAAGCCGACGUUAAUCCUGCGGACCCAGCUCUCUGUGAGAGUCAAUGCCAUCUUAGAAAAGCUGUAUGGCUCCAGUGGCCCUGAGCUCCGCCGCUCCCUCUUUUCACUAAAGCAGAUCUUCCAGGAGGACAAGGACCUGGUGCCUGAAUUCGUGCACUCAGAGGGUCUGAGCUGCCUGAUCCGCGUGGGAGCGGCUGCUGACCACAACUACCAGAGCUACAUCCUCAGAGCACUAGGCCAGCUGAUGCUUUUUGUGGACGGGAUGCUGGGGGUGGUGGCCCACAGUGAGACUGUGCAGUGGCUGUACACGCUGUGUGCCAGUCUGUCCCGCUUGGUGGUGAAGACAGCCCUGAAGCUGCUGCUGGUGUUUGUGGAAUACUCGGAGAGCAACGCACCGCUGUUCAUCUACGCAGUCAACUCUGUGGCCAGUAACACCGGGGCUCUUCCAUGGGCCAAUCUGGUGUCCAUCCUGGAGGAGAAGAACGGCGCAGACCCUGAGUUGCUGGUGUUCACAGUCACGCUCAUCAACAAGACGCUGGCAGCACUCCCAGACCAGGACUCUUUCUAUGACGUGACUGACGCACUGGAGCAGCAGGGCAUGGAGGCACUGGUCCAGCGCCACUUGGGCACUGCGGGCACUGACGUUGACCUGCGAACGCAGCUUGUGCUCUACGAGAGUGCCCUACGGUUGGAGGAUGGGGACGUGGAGGAAGCCGCCACAGGUGGUCGGAGGGAGCGCAGAAAGCCCUCUUCAGAGGAGGGAAAGAGGAGCCGCCGAUCUCUAGAAAGCGGGGGCUGCCCAGUACGCACCACGGAGCCUGGCCCUACAGGCUCCGCCUCACCAACAGGCCCUGCCUGCAGCCCUGUGGGCCAGGCCCCUGGCUUCCAUACCUCUGUCAACCUCUUUCCUACCAUCUCCAUGGCGCCAUCAGUCGACAGCUCCUGUGAGAGGAGCAUCUACAAACUUCACCAAACUGCUCCUGUUUGGGCCCCUGAAAGCCCACCUGUCCCCCAGUCCCCUACUGGGCAGGCCAGGCUGGAAGCCCGGUUUCUGGAGAACGUGGCAGCAGAAGAAACAGAGAAGCAGGCUGUGCUGGCCCAAGGCCGGGCAGAGACAUUGGCUGAGGCCAUGCCCGAUGAGGCUGACGGGCACCCAGACACCCGGGAACUAUGGGACUCUCCUGAACCAGUCCCUGUACCCAGAACACCCCAGAGUCCUACACCCCGAGUCCUGCUCCGGGCCCAGCGGAGCCUUGAGCCAAAGCCCAAGGAGCCACUGGCCUCACCGAGCCCCAAGGCUCAGCCCACCCAGGAACUCCCUACCCGUGUCCCCAAGCUCUGCAUUGGGGACCUGGACUUCUCAGAUCUGGGGGAGGAUGAAGACCAGGACAUGCUGAACACGGAGUCUGUGGAGGCCACGAAAGGGGUCCCACCCCCACCACCCCUACUGCCCCCGCUCUCUGGAGGUCCCCCACCCCCUCCUCCCCCACCUCCCCCACCCGUCAAAGGCCCCUUCGCACCUCCUCCACCCCCAGCUGCCCCUCUUCCCACCUCAGCGCCUGAUGGCCAAGCCCUCCCCACAAAGAGGAAGACAGUAAAACUCUUCUGGCGGGAGCUAAAGCUAGCUGGGGGCCAGGGAGGCUCUGGGAGCCGUUUUGGGCCCCGCUCCACCCUGUGGGCCUCACUGGAGCCUGUCUCGGUGGACACAGCCCGGCUGGAACACCUGUUCGAGUCCCGUGCCAAGGAUGUGCUGCCUUCCAAGAAAGCCAGUGAGGGCCGCCGGACGAUGACCACAGUGCUGGACCCCAAGCGCAGCAAUGCCAUCAACAUUGGCCUAACCACACUGCCGCCUGUGCACGUCAUUAAGGCUGCCCUGCUCAACUUUGAUGAGUUUGCUGUCAGCAAGGAUGGCAUUGAGAAGCUACUGACCAUGACGCCCACGGAGGAGGAGCGGCAGAAGAUUGAGGAGGCCCAGCUGGCCAAUCCUGACAUACCUCUGGGCCCAGCUGAGAAUUUCCUGAUGACUCUCGCCUCCAUCGGGGGCCUGGCUGCCCGCCUACAACUCUGGGCCUUCAAGCUGGACUAUGACAGCAUGGAGCGGGAAAUCGCAGAGCCACUGUUUGACCUGAAAGUGGGCAUGGAACAGCUGGUACAAAAUGCCACCUUCCACUGCAUCUUGGCUACCCUGCUGGCUGUGGGCAACUUCCUCAAUGGUUCCCAGAGCAGUGGCUUUGAGCUAAGCUACCUGGAGAAGGUGUCAGAGGUGAAGGACACAGUACGCCGGCAGUCACUGCUGCACCAUCUCUGCUCCUUGGUGCUCCAGACCCGGCCUGAUUCCUCCGACCUCUACUCAGAAAUCCCUGCUCUGACCCGCUGUGCCAAGGUGGACUUUGAGCAGCUGACUGAGAACCUGGGGCAGCUGGAGCGCCGGAAUGGGGCAGCUGAGGAGAGUCUGCGGAGCUUGGCCAAGCAUGAGCUGGCCCCAGCCCUGCGUGCACGCCUCACUCACUUCCUGGCCCAGUGUGCCCGCCGCGUUGCCAUGCUGCGGGUGGUGCACCGCCGUGUCUGCAACAGGUUCCAUGCCUUCCUGCUGUACCUGGGGUACACAGCACAGACAGCCCGUGAAGUACGCAUCAUGCAGUUCUGCCACACCCUGCGGGAGUUUGCACUUGAGUACCGGACUUGCCGGGAACGGGUGCUGCAGCAGCAGCAGAAGCGGGCCACAUAUCGUGAGCGCAACAAGACUCGGGGACGCAUGAUCACUGAGACAGAGAAGUUCUCAGGUGUGGCUGGAGAGGCCCCCAGCAACCCGUGUGUUCCAGUGGCUGUGGGUAGUGGGCCAGGCCAGGGCGAUGCGGAUAAUCAUGCCAGCAUGAAGAGUCUGCUGACCAGCAAGCCUGAGGACGGCACACAUGGCCGCCGCAGCAGAGGCCUGGCCCAGAGCAGCUUCCCAGUCAUACCCACAGCAAUGGGGCCCUCCACGUCACCCCCAGAAGAAGCCCCAGGCUCCAGUUUACCCAGUGACACUUCAGAUGAGAUCAUGGACCUGCUGGUGCAGUCAGUGACCAAGAGCAGUCCUCGUGCCUUAGCUGCUCGGGAACGCAAGCGUUCCCGUGGUAACCGCAAAUCUUUGAGACGGACCUUGAAGAGCGGGCUCGGAGAGGACCUGGUGCAGGCCCUGGGUCUGAGCAAGGGUCCUGGCCUGGAGGUGUGAAGCUGCUGUCUCCAGGAUACCUCUCUGGACCCCAGCCUGCAUGCAAGAGACUAUAGAGUGAGGAGGGACCAGAGCAGAAUUCUGGGCAUUGUCUCUACCCUGGGGCCACUCUCUGCCCAAUGGCCAGUGCCUUGAACAGUAUUAGCUGUGUGUACCUGUGUGUGUGUGUGUGUGUGUGUGUGUGUGUGUGCAUGCACGUGUGUGUAUGAGCUCCCUGAACACAUGGAGCAUAAUAAAGUUUUCUUAGC